AGAAAUACUUAAAUUAGUACUGUUCGAACGUUGCGGAACAGAAAGGGUCAUCGGCGAUUUGCCGGGCAGUUUCUCAUCUAUUCUCUAAUAUCUAUCUCCAGCGAUUUCAUUUCGUCACUGCAAAUCCACAACGAAGCUUCUCUAUUGGUUUUGGGUAUUUGGCUCUCUUACUCGUUCUAUCUCUUUCAAUAUCAAUUUUGAGCUUUUGGGCAUUUGGGACUCUUGGGGAAUUGGAGGGCUUUGUGCCAAGCUUUUCCUGGAAAAUUAGGUAUCAAACUUCAGUGGAAAAUGAGGUUUCUUUGAAGUCACCAAAUUCAUGGCUGGUGGAAGAAAUGAGAGUUUUGAUUAAAGUUCAACUAAACGUCGUAAAACCUGCCACAUUCCCAUGUUAAUGGAGACUUCGUCGACAGUGCUAGGCCCAAAAGGCCAAAUAAAGAAGCAUGAGUUUGUGAGAGUCAUAAUUCAAUCCUUGUAUUCAUUAGGCUACACAAAGUCUGCGUCGUGUUUGGAAUCAGAAUCUGGUAUUUCAUACAAAUCUGUGGAUUUUGAAUUGCUCGAAUCACAGAUACUUAGUGGGAAUUGGGAUGGUUGCACUGGUAACCUUCUUGCAAUGAAGGGUUGGAUGGGUGAGACAAGAACUUCCGCGUUGUUUCUUGCUUUCAAACAGCGUUUGCUGGAGUAUUUGAAUCGUGGGGAUGAUGCUAUGGCUUUGUCCGUUUUACGAAAAGAGGUUUCUGCAUUGAGGUUGGGCAAAGAUAAGGCUCACAAGCUUGCUCAGAGUAUCCUUUACUUGAAGGAUAUGGAGUUUGGUAAAGUAGACGAUAAUGCUGUUCAUGAAUUGCGUAAGUUGUUGUUGGUAGAGUUGGAAAAAGUUCUUCCUCCUGCAAUUAUACUGCCUGAAAGAAGGUUGGAACAUCUGGUUGAAACUGCCGUUACUGCCCAAUUUGAUUCUUGUAUGUAUCACAAUACGCUGGAUGAAGUUUCACUUUAUAAGGACCAUUGCUGUGGUAGGGACCUGAUCCCCACAGAGACUAUUCAGAUUUUGACUGAACAUAAGAAUGAAGUUUGGUUUGUACAAUUUUCUAAUAACGGGGAGUACUUAGCCUCUUCGUCAAGCGAUUGCACAGCCAUCAUAUGGCAGGUGCUGGAAGAUGGUAAGUUGAUAUUGCAGCAUACGCUGCGAAGCCAUGAAAAUCCAGUAUCUUUUGUAGCAUGGAGCCCUGAUGACUCAAUGCUGCUCACAUGUGGAAAUGGGGAAGUCCUUAAGCUAUGGGAUGUAGAAACAGGUACAUGCAAACAUACAUUUGGGGAUCGUGGCUUCAUUGUCAGCUCAUGUGCUUGGAUUCCAGACUCAAAGCGACUUGUCUGUGGCAGUUCUGACCCUGAAAAAGGCAUCUGCAUGUGGGAUUGUCAUGGGAAUGAGAUAAAAGCAUGGAGGGGGAAGAGAAUGCGCAAGAUUUUAGAUCUGGCAGUGACACCGGAUGGGAAACAUCUGAUCACCAUAUUCACGGAGAAAGAACUUCGGAUAUUAAAUUUAGCAACAAAUGCUGAGCGGGUCAUACCGGAGGAGCACAAAAUCAGCUCCCUAUCAAUCUCAGGAGAUAGCAAGUUCUUUAUAGUGAAUCUUAAUAGCGAAGAGAUUCAUAUGUGGGAUGUUGCUGGUAAAUGGGAUACACCUUUGAAGUAUACGGGCCACAAGCAACACACGUAUGUGAUACGGUCCUGCUUUGGCGGGUUGAAUAGCGUGUUCAUUGCCAGUGGUAGUGAGAAUUCUAAGGUCUACAUCUGGAAUCGGCGGCAAUCUUGGCCAAUUGAGGUUUUGUCUGGGCAUGGAAUGACUGUGAACUGUGUGAGCUGGAACCCUAGGAGGCCCCAAAUGUUGGCUUCUGCAAGUGAUGAUCAUACAAUCCGAAUAUGGGGACCAAGCCUUUCAAAGAAGAUGCAGCCUGAGAAGCUCAGUGGUUCAGACUAAAUUACUCAAUUCUUUAACAGUGUAUAUAUGGCUUGUGUUCUUUUCAAUUGCUUAUUCGUUCCUGAGUUGGUAAUAUUUUUUUUUAUUAUUAUUAUUAUUUACCCUGAAAAAUUUUGGUAUA
Molecule: messenger RNA, 2093 nt
Organism: Alnus glutinosa
Lineage: Eukaryota; Viridiplantae; Streptophyta; Magnoliopsida; Fagales; Betulaceae
Product: WD repeat-containing protein WDS homolog
Exons: 5
Coding region: 386-1972 (528 amino acids)
Molecular function (GO): protein binding
Source: RefSeq, a predicted model, not a curated record